AUGGGUAGAUCGGUUAUGGCAAGGUUGGUAACAUUGUUGGUUGCAUUAGCGGUGACGACGGAGGCGGCGGACUACAUAAGCGCGGCUUCCACCAUACUCCAAUGCGCAAACUUCCUGCGGAAUCCUAAUCCAACGGCGCCGGGAGGGAACUGCUGCACUGCAGCCAAACAGUUGCUUGCUUUAGGCGAAGCCAAGACUUUGUGCGAGGCUCUUAAACCCCUCACCUCCACCUUUCUCCCUUCCAAGGCCAAACUGCUUCCCGACAUCUGCAAUCUCCCCGCCUUCUACCCCCUCCUCAUUUGCCUGUAA
This is a messenger RNA of Salvia splendens (bonfire salvia), 309 nucleotides long. RefSeq lists its product as uncharacterized. The record is from RefSeq and is a predicted model, not a curated record. NCBI's taxonomy places the organism in Eukaryota, Viridiplantae, Streptophyta, Magnoliopsida, Lamiales, Lamiaceae. The coding region runs from base 1 to 309 and encodes 102 amino acids. The transcript has a single exon.